Aplysia californica (California sea hare) is the source of this 1888-nucleotide messenger RNA. RefSeq names its product tyramine beta-hydroxylase. The record is from RefSeq and is a predicted model, not a curated record. NCBI's taxonomy places the organism in Eukaryota, Metazoa, Mollusca, Gastropoda, Aplysiida, Aplysiidae. The annotation marks the transcript as partial. Gene Ontology annotation, molecular function: dopamine beta-monooxygenase activity; copper ion binding. The transcript is spliced from 11 exons.
GUUCUCAGAAUCACCACGCUGACGUCACUCCUGCUGUGUGUGACGUCAUACCGGCACUACCAGCUGAAGAUCCCUAACGGUGACGCUGUCCCCCACCCGUGCAAACCCAAUUACAUCUGGAAGGGCGUGGGUCACUACCAGGUGGCGGGGACAGGCGUCAGGAACGUGUUUGGGGAGGACUUUGCCGCUGCCGGACAUGAGUGGACAGAAGAAUUAUGUCGCAAGGACUCGGACGGUGACGGCUUGACCAACGGUCAAGAGCUGGGAGACCCAGACUGUGAGUGGAAGAAGGAAGGGGACAUACCCAAGAGAGAAAGAGAGAUCACACAUCCAGGUAUUUGCGACCCGUGGGACUCUCCCACAUGCUUCAAAAGAACGUUGAACCAUCCGAUCUUCGACACCCAGGAGAAAUGGAUGAAGGAAAUGUGCAAAGCAGACGAGUUUGUCUGUCAUGCUUUCAACGACACUGACUUGAAAACGCUAAACAUCACUUUCCCGCCAACUCCCGUCCCGGCUAAGGAGACCACUUACAUCUGCCAAGUCUUCGAAAUUCCUGAAGGAGAUUUUCACAUGGUGGCCACCCAGCCUAUCAUUUAUAACGAGGGUGUUCUUCACCACAUGAGUCUGUUUGGAUGUGCUGGAGACGAAGAGAUAACGAACCAACCGUUUGAAUGUGACAUGUUGGCCACUCAGAACUGCCAAGACUUUAUCAGCAUCUGGUCUGUGGGUCUGGCCGGCGAGUGUUAUCACCCGGACGCUGGAGUGAGAAUUGGGAUCAACGGAUACAAGAAGGUGGCACUGCAGUUUCACUGGAACAACCCGGAAGAGCGGGCUGAUCUCAUUGAUGCAUCAGGGAUGCAAAUACACUACACACCGAACAGACGCCCCAACGAUGCGGGUAUGCUGAUCACCGGUUCCAACCUGUUCUACCUAUACCCGGGACAGCAUGAGGUCCAGGUCACUGGGAAAUGCACCCCAACCUGCACAACCAACCUCCUAACUGGACCAAUCAAGAUCACGGCCGCAUGGAACCACAUGCACUACGCCGGUAUCAAAAUGAACAUCGAGGUUCUGAGAAAUGGCACGUCCUUGACCUAUCUGACGAAUGACCCUAUCUACAGCUACGACAGUCCAGAAAGAUAUAUAAAAGACACGCCUGUAGAAAUCCUUCCCGGCGACGAAAUCAUCACCAACUGUUACUACAGGACAACAGGAAAGAAGAAGACCAUCGUAUACGGUGACGCGACCUCGGAUGAGAUGUGUUUUGGUCUCCUCACAUUUUUCCCCAAGAGAAACAUGCUCUAUGCACUCUGUAUUAGUGAGAAUGAUUUCAUAUUCUGUGAUGCAGCUGAUUACCAUGGUUGUCCCAAUAUGGAUAACAUCUACAGUGAAGACUACUUCACCAGCCAGGAGAUUUACAAAGAGGUGAUGAGCAACUGUGAGCCCUUUAGCCCGUGUCUGCCAGAGUGUGAGGCACUGUUGGUGAACCAGUCCAGGGAAAAUGCCUGUUUUCGCGGGAAACCUUGGGACAUUCUUCAGACCGAGAUACUUAACAGACACCCUUCUGGUAUCAAGUUUCUCCAGCACACUGCUUCGUGCAGCAGACAAGUCUAUGCAGCUUUAAAUGGAAAUUCUGGCAACAUUGACAACAACACCAACAACACCACCACCAACACCACCACCAACAACAACAACAACAACACCACCACCACCACCACCAACAACAACAACAACAACAACUGCAACAACAACAACAACAACAACAGCAACAACAACAAAGGACCGGGGGACUCCGCAGGUGGACUUGUGGCAAUGAGUAGUUUGGUUUUUUUCUCAACGUUUUCUCUUAUUGUCUGGUUCACAUUGUAAAUUACAGGUCAAAACUGGG